This is a messenger RNA of Rodentolepis nana, 1143 nucleotides long. NCBI's taxonomy places the organism in Eukaryota, Metazoa, Platyhelminthes, Cestoda, Cyclophyllidea, Hymenolepididae. The record is from the annotation of a GenBank genome assembly.
AUGCAUGCUAUUCCUACGACGGUCUACUCGCCAGUUUUCUCGUCUCGUAUGGGUUUCCUUCUAAGCUUCUGUUUCCAAACUUCACUCUUAUUCACACCCAACACUUGUUUCACAUCGAAAAUGAUCUAUCCAGGUCGCAUCCUUGCAGGAGAAGCUCCGGGUUCUGAUCAGCAUUUAAUCUGCUAUCAUACCACUCCUGUUACAGAUGAUUGCGGAGAAGAUACCUUCUCAAUGCGAGCAGAGUACGGCGAAAGGUUGGCAACAGCUCUUCUCAUUAUCUACGUUAUUGGCAAAGUAUUCGCUGACAACGGUGAUGUAGGCAUUUCCAUAAUUGCUCCUCCCUACGGUUCCCAGUUAGGCUUUUCAGCUCACACGACAAAUUUGGCAAUAGCGAUAGCCGGAGCUGUGGACCUCUUCUCUCGUCUCUUUUUUGGUUGGUUAACUGACCGACCGUUCUGCAAAGGACGUAGAGGAAAUUUUUUGGCGUGUACUUGGCUGGUGGAAGCCACUGCCGCGCUCGCUUUUGGAGAAAUUGCUGGAGUCGGGUGGGAGCUAAAGCCGAUCUCUAUGAACCAGAAGAGACGACUAGCCGGCCCUCCAACCAAUUUUCAAAUGGCAGCCUAUUUUACUUGCUUUGCCCUUCAAGGAGUUUGCAGUGGUACCGCCAUGACUCAGAUGAUUAUUGUACUCUCAGACUGGGUUGGCCCUGAACGAAUGGCUAAAUCCCUAGCUAUUAUGAUGGUUAACCUCGGUCUUCUCUACGUGCCUGCUCAAGCUAUUCUCGGCUACCUCAGUGAUAUCUUAGGUUCAUAUGUGUGGUCAAUGAGACUAUGCAGUCUUUGGCUGCUUAUCGGUGGUCUAGUCUUCCUUCUAGAAGCUCCUAUUCGUCGAUUUGUGCGUACGCGGCACACUAUCCACCUAAAUCGCCGUAAAUUCGCUGCACGAAGUAGCCCAACCGACGAAAGCUCUUUUCAACGCAUUCGGUCGCCAUGGUGUCAGCAUACCGAAGACAGCGUUGUCAUAGAAGAGGGACCGGUAACACCUCCAUCGCAUCCCUUAAUGGCAGAGGCGGGGCUUUCUGACUCUACUAUCCCCUUUAUCGGCUCACAAUCAGGGGACGAUAUCUCCCCAUCUCGUGUCUAA